Messenger RNA from Rotaria socialis, 1251 nucleotides. The record is from the annotation of a GenBank genome assembly. NCBI's taxonomy places the organism in Eukaryota, Metazoa, Rotifera, Eurotatoria, Philodinida, Philodinidae.
AUGUUCUCGAAUCCUGUUUAUAACCUCCCACCGCAAUUCAAUGAAAAUUUAUUAUCACAAAAUUUAGCCGGUCUUUCAUUGAAUACUGCUCCAACUCAACAACAGCACCAACCAAAGAUUGCUUUUGAGUCAUUUCAAUUUUCUCAACAGCAACAAGUACAACAACAAAUGCCAAUUGAUAUCGGUGGUUAUAUGCCACCAGCACUCAAUGAAACAGAUAUUAAAUGGUCAUCACCAAGCGAUAUCGAUACUUCAUAUCAACGUGGAUAUACUGUUGUACGCCAAUAUAAUAACUCGAUGAUUGAUGAUUAUUAUAAAAAAUUUCUUCGUCCAAUUACGGAUUAUAUUGCCAUACCAACCAAUGGGCAACCAACUUAUGUUUAUCAAAAUUUAGAUGGAUCAUCAACUUCUACAAAUCCAGGCUUAAGUCUACAACCUUUUAGUGGCGCUGGACCAGCGAAUGAUCCCAAUGCAGCAGUAGUUAAAAGUUCUAAUCCGAAAGGUGAAGAAACUGAAGACAAAAAACAUAAGAAAAAACAUAAAAAACGAUCAUCGAAACAUGGUACUGGAGAAACAAAAACUAGUGAUAGUGAAAAAGUCAAUGAUGGCUUGAAAAAAGAAGCAAAAGACUCUGGUGACUAUCAACAAACAUCAUCUGUUCCAACGACUACUGAAGCUCAACCAAAACAAGGCGAUGGCUCAUCUGUUUUAAGUGAAACAGGCGCUGCUGGACCACAAGUGCCAAUGAAGUUGGCAUCAAAUCCACUUGUCUAUUUUGAUAUUGAAGUUGAUAAUGAACCACGUGGUCGUCUUCUCAUGGAACUUUUCCGCCAUGUGUUACCACGUACAACACAAAAUUUUCUUUCAUUAUCUUUAAAUGAACAUGGCUUUGGCUAUCGUUUAUCAUAUUUCCAUCGAAUCAUCCCAGGUUUUAUGGCUCAAGCUGGUGAUUUUGAAAAAUCUAAUGGUACAGGUGGCUAUUCAAUAUAUGGUGAAAAAUUUGAUGAUGAAGGUUUUCCAUAUCCACAUGAUCGUGCUGGUCUUUUAUCAAUGGCAAAUAGUGGACCAAAUACAAAUGGAAGUCAAUUCUUUAUUACAUUGGCAUCUUGCUCACAUUUAGAUAACAAACAUGUAGUAUUUGGACAGGUUAUACAAGGUUUUCAUUUGCUUAAAGAUCUUGAUAUGAGCGGAUCAGAAAGUGGUGAAGUACUACGUGAAGUCAAGAUUGCUGGCAGUGGUCAACUUCAAUAA